AAAAUGACAAACCCAGCAGCCCAUCCUCCAGAGAAAAGCUGGAUAGUGAGCCAGUUUGAGGGACGAGCACCGGAAACCCACGGCAUAAGCUGGUCCAAAAUAUGGGAUGUGGGAAAGUCCGACCUCUGGGAUAGAGGACAGACCUCCCCGGCCCUUGUCGAUAUAAUUGAGAAGUAUCAGAAACCGGGUGAGAUGUUUCAUCCAUUUGCUGCUGAUGGGCGGCGGAAGAGGGUUCUUGUUCCGGGAUGCGGACGCGGCUAUGAUGUGGUCAUGCUAGCUUUGCAUGGAUUCGAUGCGUACGGCCUUGAUAUCUCCGCGACGGGCGUUGCGGCGGCGGAAGCAUUUGCGUCGAAGGAACUGCAGAGUCCCGGGGCUGUUAAUUUCGGACCUAACCAUGGCAACAAGGAGAACCAGUCCCGGGGGAAUGUGAAGUUCCUAGAGGGCAAUUUCUUUGCACCGGAAUGGGAGAUUGAAGCUGGUGGGAAGUUUGAUCUGAUUUAUGAUUAUACCUUCCUCUGCGCUCUGCACCCCACAAUGCGCAAAAACUGGGCAGUCCGGAUGGCAUCGCUUCUCGAAAAGGACGGUCUCCUCACCUGUCUCGAGUUCCCUAUGUACAAGGAUCGCACACUCCCUGGUCCGCCAUGGGGGUUGAAUGGCGUUCAUUGGAACUUGCUCGCUAAGGGGGGUGAUGGAAUUGACAUUGACAACGCAACAGGCACCAGAAAAGAAGGUGAGGGAUCUUUCAACCGGAUUCUAUAUGUGCAGCCCGAACGCACACAUGAAGCCGGGCAGGGCACGGAUAUGUUGAGUGUGUACCAGCGAAAGUAGCCUCGUAGCUCAUUACCCGAUCGAAUAGAAAUAAACCCCUAGAAAAAAAAGAGAAACAAAAAGCAAAAAGAAAUGACAAGAGUGGGAUUCGAACCCACGCCCCCUGUCGGAGAUCAGGAAACUUCACAGGAAGUUGUGUGUUAAGGUAACCUUAACCUGACGCCUUGGACCGCUCGGCCAUCUUGCCCUUGAUGAAUAUUAUUGUGUUAUUGUUGGUUACACAAUCCUGACAAUUCAUGCUUGUUGCACAGACCAUUUACCCCGCAAUCCAGCGCGUGGUCUGUAGGUCACCC
Molecule: messenger RNA, 1121 nt
Organism: Aspergillus glaucus CBS 516.65
Lineage: Eukaryota; Fungi; Ascomycota; Eurotiomycetes; Eurotiales; Aspergillaceae
Exons: 4
Coding region: 4-828 (274 amino acids)
Molecular function (GO): thiopurine S-methyltransferase activity
Source: RefSeq, a predicted model, not a curated record